ACAUCGAAGCUAGAGCGAUUGUGAUGUAAAGUGAGAUGUAAAGGGCACGUAACGUAAAUAAAUAUAGUAAACAGACUGUCAGCAAGCUGGCUAAGGUAGAAUUGAACUGAUUACAAAUUUGAAAACGAUAUAUUUCUGGGCAAAAUGUUAUCCUCCUUAGUAAAGGAACAUCAGAGCAAGCAAGCUUCACGCAAAGAGAGGCAAGAGCAGAAACGAAAGGACGCUAUUGCAGCAGCUAACAAUUUAACUCAAGCGCUAGUGGACCAUCUUAAUGUGGGUGUUGCUCAAGCAUAUCUAAAUCAGAAACGGUUGGAUGCUGAAGCUAAACAUCUUCAUCAUAAUGCAACGAAUUUUGCAAAGCAAACACAGCAAUGGCUAAAUUUAGUCGAAAACUUUAAUGGAGCCUUAAAAGAAAUUGGUGAUGCUGAAAACUGGGCAAGGAGUAUAGAAAAUGAUAUGCGUACUAUAACUGCUGCUCUUGAGUACAGUUUUAAAGUGUCACAAGAAACACCCCCAUCAUGAUCAGAUCUUAAGCUUUUCCUAUACUGUUGAUCAAGGUCUUGAAGUACCUUCCCAUGGAAGUUAUAUCAACUCGCCGACAGUCGUCCUAUUUGAAGUAAAGUAGGAUGACGUUUCUGGCCUCAUACCCAAGUGGCAUGACAAAAUUUAUCUAUCUUACGUCUCAAAGUCAAAACUAUUUGUAAAGUGCCCUAAAUGUUCUUAAAGAGGAACAGUUCUGUUAAUGUGUAGUGUUUUCUGAUUUAACAUUGUAAUCAAAAACAAAGCACUAAUUAUGUAAAAUAUAUUUACUUUCAAAUUUA
Molecule: messenger RNA, 821 nt
Organism: Frankliniella occidentalis (western flower thrips)
Lineage: Eukaryota; Metazoa; Arthropoda; Insecta; Thysanoptera; Thripidae
Gene: Blos1
Product: biogenesis of lysosome-related organelles complex 1 subunit 1
Exons: 4
Coding region: 145-522 (125 amino acids)
Biological process (GO): endosomal transport
Cellular component (GO): BLOC-1 complex
Source: RefSeq, a predicted model, not a curated record